AGUGUCAUCAGUUCCGCUGAGGGAGAAGUGCAGGCUCGGUCCGGCUCAGCUCAAAAUGUCCUGCUACACUUUAUAACUCCUUUUCAGGUUAAUUGGGCUUCACACCGGCCCUGAACGUCUUCCAGCAGAGCAGACCGAGCAGAGUCCACGGCCACUUCUGACCUGAAAUAUCUUAUUUGGAGGGGGAGUGAGGAAUUUAAAAGAGAGCUGGAAACCAUGAGUCACCUUAACCCGGGACUUAUUUCAGCCUACAACAGCCUGACAGACAAACAUCUCGCUGGAUACUUCAGCAACACACGGAUCAGAAGACACUUGCAGAGAGCCGGGACUGGUACGUCAACAUGAUGAUGAUGAUAAAUCACCAGGAGUGGGCGCAUUGUUCCAGACAAAGAGUACAGGCACAAGCUCAUCCAGAGAGCCCACCAGAGACAUGUUCGUGAAUGCCUGGCCCAGGCCAUUUUCCACAAGGUGCUGGAGAUGGAGCGUCUCCAUCAAAUAGAGAUCAAAAGGAAACUGGAGGAGUUUGCAAGGAGGGAAAGAGUGCAUAAGAUCAAGGUGGAGCGCUCUAGAAGAUAUGAGGAAGACAUCAUCCGCAUCCUGUCUCCGCACCCACCCACGGGUGCGAGGGGCAUCCGAAAACAGCACUCUGGUCCAGAGGGGGAACACUCUGAAUCCUCAGAGUCUCCGGGAUCGUCUCGACCCAACACGGCUCCCGGGAAGAUGCAGAGGCCGGUGCGUCUGAAGCCGAUCCACAGUAACAGCACCACAGCUUCACACAGACGCGGCUCUCCAUACAGACUCCACGAGUCCUCCAAUGAGAACGACCAGCCGUUCAACUGCACUAUGGACAAGGAGUCCCGGAGACGUUUGACCACAAUGGAGGCCUCCCGUGGCAUCUCGCCCUACUGCCUGCCUGUCAUCAACAACUUUGUCACCCCGGUGCCUCCAGCCACAAAGAGGAAAGAGAGGGGGGUAAAGGUCACUCCCAGCGGCACGCUCAGAGGCCGCAGGCUGCGCCCCACCACCGCCUCCAGCGGAGCUGACGUCAAUGAGGACCCCCCCAUGCUGAGGAGCUCUGUGCACCAGAGCAGAGUGUGUGUGAACAUGGUGUACUUUGGCAAAACGGUGCAUCUGUCCCACGACCUGACCGACAUGAGGGACGAGGUCAAAGUGUUUCAGCAGCACUGUGGAGGAGAGAACCUGUGUGUGUACAAAGGCAAACUCCGCGAGGGAGAGACUUUCCAGUUCAUUUCAAGGCGACACAGAGGCUUCCCCUUCAGUUUGACCUUCUUCCUGAAUGGGCUGCAGGUGGAGCGGCUGAGCUCCUGCUGCGAGUUCAAAUACAGGAAAGGCUCCAGACUUGGUGGCAGGCACGGACACUUUGGCUUCUCCACCGUAGAGGGGGCCUCACCCUGCUAUAAAUGCAUCAUUGCAAUGGGACUGGACAAAAAGCCUACACCUCCACCAAAGAGAAUCAGAGAGGAUGGAGGAAGAGAGGAGUCAGCCAUCAGCCCAAAAGAUGCUCCUGAGAUGGAAACAGAGAGGACUCCAGAGGAGGCUGCCUCCCGUUCAGACUGUGAAAUAAGUCAGCGACAGGACACAGACACUCAAGCUAAAGAGGAAACAGCAGCUGAGGAGGACAAAGUCAGAGAUGAUUAUGAAGAAGACUUUGAAGCAGACGACGAGGGCCCUGUAGAGGAGACAAAAGAAAAGAAAUCCCCUUCUCCAACCAGUGAAACAGAGACACAGGUUAAAGAGAGAGACACCUCUGAGACUGAAGAUGAUGAGAAGAAUGAAGACAUAAAGUCUCGUUCAGGCUCCAGCUGUUCAGGCAGCGAUCAGGAGGCGAGCGAUGCCGAAGCCACAAAAGAUUCCCAAGACUCCAGAGAGGAUGAGAAACCAGAGCAACCUGUGGAGGAGCAACCUGUGGAGGUUGCUCUGGUUUCUCCACCAGACGAAAAAGAGAAACCAAAUCCAGAAGAAGCAGCUGCUGCCGAGACCGAGUCAGCCAUGGCUAAAGACUCAGAUUUACAGGACAGUGCGGGGGACAGCACAGAGAUCGACAUCUCUGACACCAGCAUCCCCUCGGGGCAGGAGAACAAACAGAGUGACGAUACCUCAGGAGACAAAGAGGCUCUGAAAAUGGUAGAUGAGGGCAAACAGGAGGAGGAACAGGAGCAAGAGAGGGCUAAAUCUGUGCAGGAGAAGCUGGCAGAAGCCAUACUGAAGGAGUCCUACUGCAGCUCUGAGCCUGAGCUGAGCGACACCAGUACUGAGGAGGAGGAGGAGGAGGCCACAGAUAAAGGCCAUGAAGAGAGUAACAAUGGUGUAACUGAAGAGAAAUCGGUGACAUUUACAGAGCAGCAGCAGACCCUCACAGAGGAGAUGAAAUGUGAGGAAAGUGUUGGUGAAGCUGAAGUGGUUCAGGGACAGGAAGAGAUGCCUGAGCCAAAGGAGCAGGAGCACGAACCUGAAAAUGAGGCUCAUGAAAACACGGAUGGUACUAAAGAUGAGACUGUCAAAACAGAUGAAGAUGACGACAAGCCUGCAUUAGAAGAAGAAGCAGCAGCAGAAAAGGACGAGUCAGAAGACACAAGUGCGGCUCUACAUCCUGUGCCUGAUGAGAAUAUGACAGAAGAAAGCAAAACAUCAGAACCUCAGGAAGAUGCAGCAGCUGAACCCACUGAUGCCGACGUUACACAAAAAGAUGAAGAAAAUGAGGAGAAAACUGAGGAAGUACAGGAGACGGACACGCAGCCCGCCGAGACAGGGCAAGGGGCAAAAAGCGACGAGGAGGAUGAAUCAUCGGUAUCAGAGCCAAAUAAAAUGGCUGAUGAGACAGCAGUGUCAGAUAAUGCGGAGGCGGAGGCGGAGGCGAUGACAGCCAGUGAGACAAUGGAGAUGAAAGCAGAGCCCUCAGAGGAGCGAGAGGCCUUCAGCUGUGAAGAGGCACCUGUAGCCGACACAGAGGAGAGGCAGUGGGGAGACAGCAAGGACGCAAAUGCAGCAUCAGAAACAGAAGUCACAACAAAGAGUACAAGCAGCUCAUUGGAGGGGAGUGGAGACACCACAGUGGAAAAAAAUGCAGAUAUAAGUGAGGACAAUGUGACGGAUGAGGGUGGGAAAGAUGAGAUUAAAGAGGAAGAAGCAGGGGAAGUGUCAGCAGCAGAGGCCAGUAAUGAUGAUGGUCAAGAAGAAAGACUGGGAGAAGAGCAAAGAGAAAAAUCUGUGGAAAUAGAUGAUGAGUUAGAGAGGGAAAAAUCUGAAGAAGAAAGUAAAGAGGAAGGGAAACAAACAGAUGAAACCUUAGAGGGUGAAAACAGUGAGGAAAAAGAAAAGAAUAAAACAGAUAAAACAGAGAAAGAGGGUAAUGAUGAGAGUAUGGCAGAAGAAAGCAUAGAAAUUGAGGAAAACAUUGUAGAGGAUACUAAAACUCAGUCAAACACUGCAGGACAGGCAAAUGAAGAGCCAGCUGAGAAAACCCCUGAGGGGGAUGAUGAAGUUGCAAAUGAAGAGAGAGUUGAUGAAUCAGAAAAGACAGAAAGAGACGAAGACGGUGAAAGUGUCAAGAAUAAAAAUGAUGAGGAGGAAUCUGAAGCAGAGGGAACCACAACUGAUAAAGCUAAUGAAGGUGAAGAAAUAAACAAGAGAAAGACAGAUGACGAUGGGGGAAAGGGUGAUGAAGCAGACAAAGAAAUGAAUGAUGACAAUGAAAACAAAGCUGAACAGAGUGACUCUGAAAAGGGUAACGACAACAAAGAAUCUGAAGAGGAAAAAAUCAUAUCUGGAGAGGGAGAAGAAACAUCUGAGAUAACUGUAGAACCUGAGAAAAAUACAGAUGAUGUGAACGAUGACAAUGAAAACGAAGCUGAACAGAGUGACUCUGAAAAGAGUAAAGACAACAAAGAAUCUGAAGAGGAAAAAAUCAUAUCUGGAGAGGGAGAAGAAACAUCUGAGAUAACUGAAGAACCUGAGAAAAAUGCAGAUGAUUUGAAAAUAUCUAAUGAAAAUACUGUUGAGUCAGAGGAUGUUGGGACUAAAACGACAGAAGAGAUACUAAACAACAUGAUGGACUCUGAAGAUGUUAAGGAAGAAACUAAAGCGAGUACCAACAGUGAAAAAGGGGAAAUUGAUGCUGAAAAUGGGGAGGUUUCCACAGGAGCAGAGAGCAAAACUCAUGAAGAUGAGGCAGAGGCCUCAGCUGAGGAGAAAAAUGAUGUGAAAACAGUCGAGCAUGCAGAAGAUGAAAGAAAAACAGAAGAGGAACCAACUGAAGAUGAAAGCACGGAGGUAAAGGAAGUCACUGUGGAGACUGGAGAUGAUGCUGAAAAAGAUGAAGACAACAAGGUGGAUCAGGAUCCCGAGACAGAUAUGGUAGAAUGUGAAGCUAAGGAAGGGGACGACAGUGACAGUGUGGAAAAACAAGAUGAAUCCGCUCAGAAAGAUUCAGAGCAAGAGACAGUUGGGACAGAGAUAAAUGAGCAAUCUAAACCAGAUGACCUAAGUACAGGCAGAGAAGACAGCGAGGAAAUUAAACAAGAUGAAAAUGGCAACAAAUCUGACUUCAAUAAUGAAAACAGAGAUCCAGACUCAACCAACAAUAACAAUAAUGACGUCAAUGAAGUGGUGGUUGCUUCUUCAGCUGAUCAGGAACAGUCUUCAGCACCCACAGAUUUCGUUUUAGGUGGUACAGUUCACAAAGUAGAUGAGUCCGUUGUAGAGUCUGAGAAACACCCACACUCUGAUGAAAAUGCUGCUGCCGCUGACCACUCUGCUGCUGACGGAGCAGACACGGAGGAGGUGAGCAAGGCCUCGGAGGAAGGAGCGAGCGUGCUACUUAAACCUCAAGUACAAAACGACGAGGCUCACAACGUGGAACAGACCGUCGCAAAAGGUCAAGAAACUCCAGAGGCCCUGGCAGAAGAAGACAGCACAGAUCUGGUCAAAAACUGGGUCACCAUGCAUCAAACGUCAAAGUUUUUCGAGACGUUUGUUGAACCUCUAGAGGACUUGAGGGAACAGACGUCACACACACACUUGUCCAUCUCUGGUAAAGAAGUGACACAAUCUACAGAGAUGCCAAGAUCAGAGAGUCCACUGAAGACGAUGGAGAUGUCUGAGACUGACGAAGAAAAGCAAAUGCAAAAAGAUGAAAAUGAUUCUAAGGAACAAAAUAAAGUGGAAGCUGUAGAGUCAGACCUCAAGAGCGAACAGUCUGAAGGUGGUGAACCUGGUGAGAACGACCCUGCCAAAGAUACACUCCAGGAGAAAGUGGAGACUGAGGUCAAAGACUUGACACCAAAAACAGAGACUGAAGAAAAUGAUAAAGACUCUACAAGCGGGCAAAGAAAAGGAAGCACGGGGUCUCUACAGGAAGGCGAGGUUCAAGUUGGACCAACUCAGAUGCAAAAUGAUAUUUCCAAAACUGAAGUGGAAAGCAUUGCAGGUACUCAUCAUUCAGUAGUGAGUGGAAAACCUGAGAGCGUCACAGAAAACCAAACUGAGGAGAAAACUACUGAUGACGGUCCAGAGCUGAAUGAAAAACAAACAGAAACUGGGGAGACGAAAGAUCUACCUUCAUCCAAAACAGAAGAGCGUAAUGAGCAUUCAGCAAGUACAGAUGGACUGAAAGAUACCGAGGGAACCUGGCGAGAAACAGACAAACGAAGCCAAGAAGUUACAGAGAUAACUGAUUUCACAACGUCCAGGUCUGAGGAUGGAAGCCAAGAGGAGUCCCACAGCGGAGAGAUCCAACCCAAACCGUCCGAUGGGAGCAUCAAUGGAGAGAGAAGGGAUGUGCGGCUGAUCCAAGACAUCAAACACACUCUGAGUAAAGACAGACUGAGCACUUUCUCAGUGGAUGACACAUUGUUUGGGCACAGCUCAUAUCCUUUGCUGACUGCUGCAAAGACAGAGAGUGGACACUAGUGCUCAGACACUGGCAGUAAGGUACAGUGACACCUUAAAAGGAGAUAUAUCUGAAAGCAAUCCAAUCAGUAAAGUUCAUAAGUAACUUUAAAACUUCCAGAGAUACAAGAGAAUGCACUUUUGCAAGCUUUUAGACAAUCAGAUGGCGCUGAAUAUUUGUAGUGAUCAAGAAAUGAGGUUUUAUCUGUCAGUGAACUCAAGAUGUUUUUAGUUUUGACAGAAA
This is a messenger RNA of Lates calcarifer (barramundi perch), 6151 nucleotides long. RefSeq names its product glutamate-rich 3 (gene erich3). The record is from RefSeq and is a predicted model, not a curated record. NCBI's taxonomy places the organism in Eukaryota, Metazoa, Chordata, Actinopteri, Centropomidae.